This is a messenger RNA of Hydra vulgaris (swiftwater hydra), 797 nucleotides long. RefSeq names its product interferon-stimulated gene 20 kDa protein. Gene Ontology annotation, cellular component: nucleus. Gene Ontology annotation, biological process: maturation of SSU-rRNA from tricistronic rRNA transcript (SSU-rRNA, 5.8S rRNA, LSU-rRNA). NCBI's taxonomy places the organism in Eukaryota, Metazoa, Cnidaria, Hydrozoa, Anthoathecata, Hydridae. The record is from RefSeq and is a predicted model, not a curated record. Gene Ontology annotation, molecular function: nucleic acid binding; exonuclease activity.
CACCGUCGAUAAGUCUUAUGCUUUCCAAGGUAAGAGAUGGCAACAGAUCGGCCUUUUGGCUGGUCAAGAAGAACUCGUGUCCUAGUCUUAGCCCUCGUGGCUCAAUAUCGAUGAAGAAAAUAAGAAGAUGACGAAAAAAAAUACCACAUUUUCCGAAGAAACAUGCUUAUUUUCUAAAUCUGAUAACAUUAAUCCAAGUGAAGUAGUUUCAUUGGAUUGUGAAAUGGUUGGCAUUUCAAACAACCAAGAUGCCUUAGGACGUUGCAGUAUCGUAGAUUAUUUUGGAAAUGUUUUAUAUGACAAAUAUAUAAAGCCGGAAAGUACUAUUACUGAUUAUAGAACUAAGUGGAGUGGAAUAAAACCUCAUCACAUGCACCAAGCAAUAUCUUUUAAAAAAGCUCGUGGUGAAAUAUAUAAUAUCAUUAAAAAUAAAGUAAUUGUUGGACAUUCUCUUCAUUUUGAUUUUAAAGUUCUAAAGUUGAACCGUAACAAUUUCAAGAUAAGAGAUAUUUCUACAUCUACACUUUUACGACAGCUAGCAAAUUUUCCUUCGAAUCAAAUUGUUUCAUUAAAACGUCUUGCGCAGGUCAUUUUAGGAAGAGAUAUUCAAUCUGGAAGUCAUUGCUCAAUUGAAGAUUCUAUAGCAACAAUGGACUUAUACAAAAUAGUUGAAAAUGACUGGGGAAACAAUGUUAAAAGUUCAACAUUAAAGUAUCUUGACGACUUUUUCUGGCCUUGUUGGUUGCAAUAAUAUUUUGUACUAACAUUAUUGCUCAAUAUAUAGUUUAAAUAUAUAA